Molecule: messenger RNA, 614 nt
Organism: Vanessa atalanta (red admiral)
Lineage: Eukaryota; Metazoa; Arthropoda; Insecta; Lepidoptera; Nymphalidae
Gene: galla-1
Product: MIP18 family protein galla-1
Exons: 3
Coding region: 66-572 (168 amino acids)
Source: RefSeq, a predicted model, not a curated record
UGUUCAAUGUCCAUCUUGUGAACUUGGCAACUUGUACGUAACAGCAACUAGAUUCACUAAACGAUAUGAUAUCGUUCUUCUCGAAACUCUCGUUGAAGAACUCAGAAAAGCCGGCUGAAGAAUUAGCUAAACCUGCGUAUAUGGACAAAAGUGCUACAUUGCAGGAGCUCGGGUAUAAAGACGAUAAUGACCUGAGAGAGACAAUAUAUGACUUUUUGCGGACAAUACGGGAUCCAGAGAAGCCGAGUACGUUAGAGGAUCUCAAGGUUGUUUAUGAAGAGGGAAUAUUUGUUAAAGAGCCCACAGCUGACAAGGUUCCUGUUUUGCGUGUGGAGUAUAAUCCCACAGUGCCUCACUGCUCGCUGGCGACGCUCAUUGGACUAUGCAUUAGAAUCAAAAUAUUGAGAUCAAUACAUCACCCUGUGAAAUUAGAUAUAUUUAUAAAGAAGGGAGCUCACACGACAGAAGAUGAAAUUAACAAGCAAAUCAAUGACAAAGAGAGGAUUGCAGCCGCGAUGGAAAAUCCUAAUUUAAGGAACCUUGUGGAAAACUGCAUCGCUGACGAAGGAUAAAAAAGUAGUAGAGUUAAUAUAAAACAUUAGAUCGAGUUCGUA